Molecule: messenger RNA, 12827 nt
Organism: Chroicocephalus ridibundus (black-headed gull)
Lineage: Eukaryota; Metazoa; Chordata; Aves; Charadriiformes; Laridae
Gene: LRRN1
Product: leucine rich repeat neuronal 1
Exons: 3
Coding region: 511-2661 (716 amino acids)
Cellular component (GO): extracellular matrix
Molecular function (GO): protein binding
Source: RefSeq, a predicted model, not a curated record
UACCCAGGUGCGCGCCGGCGGGCGGCACAGAGCGGGCGGUGGACGCCGGCACCGCAUCCCUCCGCCGCCGCUCCCCCCUUUUCCCGGAGGAAGGAAAGGGAAGAAGGACUCAAUCCCGUUAUUCGCUACCGCGGUGGGAUCCGCGGAUGCGCCGCGAAGGGCAGUCCCCGGGGGAGAGCCGCCGGUAGCCGGGACACUUAAAGCACCUUGGAUGAAUCAUAACCCCAGUCAAGUAUUACUCGUACUGCAGCUUGCAUAGCUUAAUAUUUACUGAAGAGGAACCUCUGCAGACGCUGAUCUGCAGAAGAUUCUGGAACACAGAGGAGCAGCUGAGAGCCUUCAGAGCAUUUCUUGUCUUCUCUAAACUCAGAAAAUCAUCUUUCACCUUCUGGAUGUCCAAGCCUUUCACCUUAAACUUUCAACUUUCCAUUUUCUGCCUGAUAACAAAUUACCCUCUCGAUCUGCUGCUGUUCUGAGGGGCUAGGGAGCUGAGCUCACUAGCUGCCCAGGAUGGCGAAGCUCAGAGUUGUUUUAACUGUUUGCCAGUUGGUGCUAGAAUUGCUAAUGAAUUCAUUAACUGAGUCUUCCAUACAGAGCAACGAAUGUCCGCAGCUUUGUGUAUGUGAAAUCAGGCCGUGGUUCACACCCCAGUCAACGUACAGGGAAGCCACAACAGUUGACUGCAAUGACCUUCGAUUAACAAAAAUCCCCAGCAAUCUUUCCAGUGACACUCAAGUCCUUCUGUUACAAAGCAACAACAUUGCAAAGACCACAGAUGAACUCCAACAGCUCUUUAAUUUAACAGAAUUGGAUUUUUCACAAAAUAACUUCACAAGUAUCAAAGAUGUGGGGCUCUCGAAUCUCACUCAACUUACUACUUUGCACCUGGAGGAAAACCAGAUAACGGAGAUGACUGACUACUGCUUGCAAGACCUUUGCAACCUUCAGGAGCUAUAUAUAAAUCACAACCAGAUCAGCAGCAUUUCUGCAAAUGCAUUCUCCGGCCUGAAGAAUCUUUUGAGAUUACAUCUCAACUCCAACAAAUUAAAGGUUAUUGACAGUCGCUGGUUUGAUUCUACUCCUAACUUAGAGAUUCUCAUGAUUGGAGAAAAUCCAGUGAUUGGAAUACUAGAUAUGAAUUUCAAACCGCUCUCAAAUUUAAGGAGUCUAGUUUUGGCAGGUAUGUAUCUCACAGACAUUCCUGGCAACGCCUUGGUAGGCCUGGAUAGUCUUGAAAGUCUUUCCUUCUAUGACAACAAGUUGGUAAAAGUCCCUCAGCUUGCACUUGAGAAAGUUCCAAAUUUAAAAUUCCUGGAUCUCAACAAAAAUCCAAUUCAUAAAAUUCAAGAAGGUGAUUUUAAAAACAUGCUCAGAUUGAAAGAGCUUGGAAUCAAUAAUAUGGGAGAACUCGUUUCUGUUGAUAGGUACGCGCUGGACAACCUACCUGAACUUACAAAGCUUGAAGCCACCAACAAUCCAAAGCUGUCUUACAUUCAUCGUUUGGCAUUUCGCAACGUUCCUGCCCUGGAGAGCUUGAUGCUGAACAACAAUGCCUUGAAUGCAGUCUACCAAAAGACCGUGGAAUCCCUUCCAAACCUACGUGAGAUCAGUAUCCACAGUAACCCGCUCAGGUGCGACUGUGUCAUUCACUGGAUCAACUCCAACAAAACCAAUAUCCGUUUCAUGGAACCUCUAUCCAUGUUUUGCGCUAUGCCUCCAGAAUACAGAGGACAGCAGGUGAAGGAAGUCUUAAUACAGGAUUCAAACGAACAAUGUCUUCCAAUGAUCUCUCAUGAGACCUUUCCAAAUCACUUAAACUUGGACGUCGGCAUGACGGUGUUUUUAGAUUGUCGGGCCAUGGCAGAACCCGAGCCAGAAAUUUACUGGGUCACUCCUCUGGGCAAUAAAGUAACUGUUGAAAGUCUCUCUGAUAAAUACAAGCUGAGCAGCGAAGGUACCUUGGAAAUCUCUAACAUCCAGGUUGAAGACUCUGGGAGAUACACCUGCGUUGCCCAAAACAUAGAAGGGGCUGACACGAGGGUUGCUACUAUCCGGGUGAACGGAACGCUUCUGGAUGGUACCCAGGUUCUGAAAAUCUACGUUAAGCAAGCUGAAUCACAUUCCAUCUUAGUUUCUUGGAAAGUUAAUUCCAACGUCAUGACUUCCAAUUUAAAAUGGUCAUCGGCCACUAUGAAGAUUGACAACCCUCACAUUACGUACACUGCCAGGGUCCCGGUUGAUGUACAUGAAUAUAACCUCACGCAUUUACAACCAUCUACAGAUUACGAAGUGUGUCUAACCGUCUCCAAUAUCCAUCAGCAAACACAGAAGUCCUGCGUUAACGUUACAACAAAAAACGCAGCUUUUGCGCUAGAUAUUUCAGACCAAGAAACCAGCACUGCCCUCGCAGCAGUGAUGGGAUCCAUGUUUGCCGUCAUUAGCCUCGCCUCCAUUUCUGUUUAUAUCGCAAAAAGAUUUAAGAGAAAAAACUACCACCACUCAUUGAAAAAAUAUAUGCAAAAGACCUCUUCUAUCCCACUGAAUGAGCUCUACCCUCCACUAAUUAAUCUCUGGGAAGGUGACAGUGACAAAGACAAGGAUGGUUCUGCAGAGACCAAGCCAACCCAAGUCGACACAUCCAGAAGCUAUUACAUGUGGUAACUCAGAGGAUAUUUUGCUUCUGGUAGUAAGGAGCACAAAGACUUUUUUGCUUUAUUCUGCAAAAAUGAGAAGUUGAAGACUUUUGUAUUUUUGACUUUGCUAGUUUGUGGCAGAGCGGUGAGGACAGGUGGAUAUUUCAGAAUUUUUUAGUAUAGCGUAUCGCAAUUGUUUGACACAAAUGGCAGCUUCACCUAGCUUCCAAUUCCUUUUUUUCUUUUUUUUUUUUUUCUUCUUCCUUUUUUUUAGUUAUUGUGCUAAACUUAAUGCUGUUCUAACUACAGUGCUGAAUAAGAUUAAUGAGAGGCUGGGGAUCCCCUGGGAUUCAAAAGUAGCACAACCCCGUUCCUCCGAAGCCAUGAGUAGAGUGCGGUGUCUCGCAGAGCUAACACCCGGGUUUGAACCGGCACGGAACUGGGUUGGUAACGCUGGGCUGAGGACUCGCACGCUGGGAAAAGGAGACCUUGAAUGAUGUUAGUUGACUGUACCGUAAUGUUGUAUCAACUGCUUCGAAUGUUUUUGACUUUGAACAACGAGUUUUCUUUUUUCCUUUUUUAUUUUUGGAGUAGUUGAAAAGGCUUAGGUAAAGCUAACAGGCAAUAGGAACAUGUACAUCCAAUUUUUUAAUGUAACAGACUAAAUGUUAAUUGUUCUCUUAUUCUUUUUAUUAUAUUUAGUAGACACUUUUGCAGAAUACUAGUUUUGUUGUGUUUAAAUCACCAACACAUGGUGUUUAAUGAAAGCAGAGCUAUAAUAAAUUUAGUUUUGUUCUGAUUUUUUAUUUUAGAAGUCACAAUAAUGUAUUGGGCUUAGGUGUCACUAGUUUGACUGGUGAUAAUGUUUUGACAUAAAAUAUAUCCAAAAUGUUAUAUAAAAAUAUUGUGUUUUUUUCCUUGAUGGAAUUACGUUUCAACAAAGUUCCAAUUUUUUUGUAUGCAUUUAUUUUAAUAGCAGUGUUUUCUCUGCACUACAUGCAAAAUAUUGAGAAUAAUUUAAUCAGAAAAAUGUAUCGGUAUGGCUUUUGGACUGUAAGUCACAUGCAGAAUCAAAACUGUUUGGCGUAAGACACACAGCAAAAAUAACUCACAGAGUGUGUAACAAAACAUUUUCCUUUUUGUAUACUUUUCUGUUUAUAUUCUGAGCUAAGAUAUAAAUGAAGCUGACAUUUAGCUGUCAUUACGAUCAGUUAGGACAAAAAAAACAACUCAGUGCUACCAAACUGCAAUAAAACAGUUGAAUCCUGGCAUAUACUUUAAAAAAAAUAAUGAAUUGGAUUAACUUACCUUCAAAAGCAGAAUUCAGAUAGCUGAAACUAAGAAGAAAAUAGUAUGUUUGGGUUCAAUACUGAAUUGUAUUUUUUUACAGGCUUAAAACUAACCAGUACUCUAAGUAUUUUACUGAAUUAGUAUGGUAAAAGCGCAAAACCUCAGAAAGCAGCGGUAUUUCUAUGUGUGCACUGGGUAUAAUAUAAAUGCAUCAUUUCCAGUUGAACCUACAGAGGCUUUGUACGUUGUCUUUUCUGACUCCGUGGAGUUCUCCGCAGGGACUGCACACGAGGGGGGGGUCUGCAGGACGUGGUGACACUGACACUAGAUACCGAAUCAGCAAGCACAGAAUUUUCUACGCUUUAUGACCACUAUCAAUGUGCAACUUUUUACAUGUUUUUAGAUACCAAAUACGGUUCUUGGUAAGUAAAAGUUAAUUGUUAAAAUAAUGGCUGUGCCUGGGUUUUGGGGUUGUUUGAAGUUUUUUAACUCAUUUGCUUCUCAAAUAUCUCAAAGACACCCCACCCCAAAUUUACAGAUGGCUUCAAACUUCUUUUUCCCCUUCAGCCAACUGUCUAGAAGUGAAAAAGUUCUCAGCAUAAGCUGCUCUGGUGCAAAAAACUUCAGCACGUCUCUUGGACACAUGCCUUGGUGAUCUUGCGUUUCAAUGUAAAGCUGAGUGAAGCUAUUAAUUAUGCAUUUAAAUCAAGUACUUAUGCUGCUUUACACAAUCUUUUGUAUGUUCAUAAGAUCUCAUACAUUUUUAAUCAUGUGACAAUUAGAUGUUGGGAUGAGGCAAGUGUCUUUUGAUCAUGGAGAAGUAGCGUGGUGGAAGCAUUUAUUUGUCACCUUCGCCUGUAUUUGUUUUUAAUGUUAAUGGAAAAUUUCCUCUUCCUUCUUCUCCAGGAAAGCUUCAGAGCAAUAAUUAUCAUCUUGUCUAUUAGUUAUUCUAACCUUAAAACUGCCUCUAUUAUUAUAGCAGACAUGAUACAUUAAAACUGAGAUCUCUUCUGCAGCGAAGAUUCACUCUGCUUUUCCCAGACAAAAGGACACAGUGCGGAUGAGGCUGACAGCAAAAUUACGACUUCCAACUUGCAUGGCAUCACAAAAUUGUCUUUAGAAAAUAAUUAAUUGAACAGGUGUCAGAUGGUGCAGAGCAAGCGCCUUUCUCCAUCACCUUCUCAGCUUCCAGCAGCACGUGGACAUAAACGGUAACAAAGAUCACGCAAAAAUCAGCGAUCCUGCUCUUCCUCCUGCCUGUCCCCACCUCCCAUCCCAGAUUACACCCACCGUUGAGGUCUCCUUGUCUUCUGAACGUGCUCAUAUCCACCGGUCCCUGCUGGUGGAGACAGACCGCACUGAGAACUGUGUGUGUGUGGCAGGAUUUGUUUCCACCUGGCUCUCCCUUCUGCAGCUUGGGCAGUCUCAGACAUGGAAUGACUGGCAAAAGGGAAGGUGGCAGGGACACGUGGCCACGGAGCAGGACGAAGCAGCACUCAGCAGUUUGAUCAGCAAUCGCCAACAGCAGCUGGGAAGUAAAGCAAUGCUUAACGUGGUCCUUUCCACCAGGGAAAUAACAGGCCUUUUGUUCCCUGCAGACCUAUCUGGCAGUUUUAUACCAUUUGUUAUCUUUUUAGAGCACUGCUGUUGAAGAACAGCAGGAGAAAAUGGCCUCGUGACAGCCAUACACUUCUCCGGGAUGUGCUGAUCCGCAAUAUUUCAGGGCAGCUGAUGGUGCUGGGACUCUGGGAGGGAGAUGCAGGUUCCCUGAGAGCAGCUCAGCAGCAAGAAGCACCUAGUUAACGCACACACAGCCACCAGCGCCAACUGUUCCCAGCCUUGUGAUUUGACCCCUUAGAAUUCUCUACAGAUCCCCCGGAAAUUUAAAAUUUUGCUAAUAAGAGAAAAGAAUUGGGUAAGAGAUUAAUCCCAUGUGGCAUAUAAUCUUAGUAAAUAACCUUCAACCUUGUGCCAGCAAUUUUGUGCUUGCAGUUUGUUGUGAGCAAAAAUAAAAAUCUCUGCCUAAUUGCCUUCAAAACGUAUCUGCAUCUACUGUGCACUGAAGACAAAAACACACCCCCAGUUUGCUCAGAAUCCGAGACUGAGACUGGCCACUUUAAAAACAGUAUGGGAAAAACACUGUUACCUUUCAUUUGGCUAACGGUUUCGAAAUGCUGCGUAAGAGUCGGUAUUUCAUACCCAACUAAACUUCUGCAGUGUUACUUCCACUUGGUUGCCCAAUAAUAAAAUAUUUCAGGCCCCCGAAGAGUAAAUAGCUCACUCAAGUGUAUACAGUAUUCCAGCUAAAUCCACUUUUCAUUUCCUCACCUAAAUCAUAAUAUCCUAUUGGAUUGAGAGAGGAUAUUUUCACCCAUGAGUCGAGACUCACACUGGGCACAGUCUUGGAAUAAAGUGCAGAAAUACACCGAUAAUUUCAUAGAGCUACGAUGCGCCCUCCAGCCUCGCCUCGUGAAUAUGUACUUUAGUUACUAAAAGAAGGUUACAAAGAGAAAAGGCCAACAGUUUGGACCGCUGGUUUCAUAAACGGGUUAAAACUGGAAAUAGGUCAUCCAGCGAGAAGUGCAUAAACUUGCCCUAAUGCCACCGACAAGCUGGGACGUACAUGGUAAAAGGAGCAUCCUUCUGAGUUCAAAACAGGCAUGUCCUUUUGCUUUGUGCUAGCAAGCUUGAAAACAAGGCUGAGGACAACCCAUUGCAAGGGAAUUCCUGAAAUUAAGCGGGAUAAGCAGCUGGGGGCUACUUCUGCAGCAUCUCCACCGCAGCCGAUGCGCUCCGUGUGGGAAGAGGACAAUUCACCGGGAGCAUCUCUUCCUAAUCAUUGUGCCAUCCUGCGAAGCAUCGCGAUGGACGGGUGCCAACGGGCGAGUCGUGGUGGAAAAGCACAUGGGUGUAUGGGACCGGUGCCGGAGGAGCUGUUUCCCACUCCAUCCACCACACUGGGAGUAGCCGGCUGUUGCACAGUGAUCCUGCUCCACGACCCACCACCGAAAUGAACGCCAUGAAUUUCUGUUGCCACUGGAAUUUGCCUUCUCACGCUCACUGCGCCGACAGCACGACCGCCGCAGCCCCAGCGCCCACAGCCAUGGAAACCCCGAGCCCGAAGGGCAUGGUGACUGUGCUACCGUGGAACUUCUUUCCUCAGGAAAACCCAGAGUGCCUGAGCUGGAGACAGCAAACGCUGUUACACACACUCCUUAAAAUACCAGCACUGUAACCCUGAAAAAAAAAUACUACCGCUACCAAAACCCCUAGGUAACGUUUUUUGGCAGUGUUGCACAGAAGUGAAUGUUUUGUGUUUCCCCUGAACUGUCAAUCUUUUGAUCUUCUCCUUUUCUGCGCUUUCCAAUUAUUGCAGCUUUUUUACAUUUGAGGACUGUUACCCACCCACUCCGGUAGGUUUGCUCUGCAGUUGGCCUUUCCCUGGGCUCAUCCUGCCCCGCGCCCUGCUGCCUUCCAAGGGCAAAUCCUGUACAGCCUCGGUCACCACGAGAUCUCCAGAGAUUACCCUAAAGCACUUUUAAUUUGGAUUUGACUUUGCAGCUACCUGCUUUCACCGCUAACCUUUUUACCCUUCACCUAAUUCUUAGCCUGUUUUUCUUUCAGCCACUUCUGUUUGGAGCCCUCAAUUGCUGUUGCCGGUCACUCAGAGUCAGAUGACGGAUGCGAUGGCAUCCCCCGUUAUCCAUGAGCAUUAUGACCCUCUGUUACUUUUUCUACUGGUAUGAAAGCAACAAAAGACUCAUUUUUCUUCCUAGUACGGUAAAGGACAUUUACCAUAAAAUUUGUACUAUUGUAUACUUAUGUCAAGUAGACCAAAGGAAUGCUGAAUCCUAAUAAAAGAGUCGGAACAACAGUUUUUGAAAUACAUGAAAAUAAAUACUUUGGAAAAGCUGGAACUUAUCAUUAAGUAAAACUUUAAAAAGCAAUUAAAUGACUUCAGAGCUUACAUCUCCUUAACUUCAGUGGUAUGUUAGGCGCAAAAUCAGGUAAAUGAGAUUUUUCUCGAGUGCAUCUGGAAGUAUUAACUUUCCUUAAAUUCUGAGCAGCUGUGAAACAUUUGCUGUGGAUUUUAUAACAUGGAUUUUUUUUCAAAAAUCACUUGAAACCAUAAUUUUGAUUUCAGUUAUGGAGGCAGGGUGGAUGGGAUUUAAAUCCUGUCAUCCUCAGUGGAGUUACUGAUUUGCAGUGAUCUAAAUAAGGUCUACAUCUUUAAAAACUGCAGUUCCAGGUUUCUGCUCACAAUUGGAGUAAAAGUUCUUGGCAGAUUUUUUUAAACGGCAGCUUUUCCUACUGCAGCUUAUUCUGCUGGACUAGAUUCCAAGCACGAAUUAACGUAUCAGAAAAGAUCAGGGUGGGGAGGGAAGAAAGAAGAGAGAUCACUGGAGUACUGACUACUUUCGGGUUUGAACGAGAUCAUUUAAUGUGAACAACCCCAAAGACUCCGCAGUGUGUUUAAGGACUACGUGUAACCUAAUAAUGCAGGUCAUUUACAAAUCCACUGCUCUAAAACAUGAGCAAGAGGAAGAGUUCAUACCUCAUUUUUUUGGUUUCAGGCAUGAAAUUACCCUUUUAUCCUUCACGUUCCAUAUGAAGAGUUCUGUAUAAUAAUAAUAAUAAAAAAAGGCUUCUACACCCUAUACGCAAUUACAUGUUUGUCUAUCCCUGCAAACCAAAGCACCCGCAGAGAAUACAGAGGAUGUGCGCCAGCUGCUGCAGCCUGGGAUGAACGCUCGCAGCGGGACCGGGAAGAAACAACCCCAAUCCAUGCGUUUGAGGUUUAAAUGGCGACACGUCAUUCCCAUGCCAUGCCAGGCACCUCUGGAAGUCACAGUAACCAGCAACAAAUUAGGGAUGGAUGCUACCCUUCUGAUAGAAAAUAAAACACAUUGUCACCUAUUUCUGUCAAAAGGCACAGCAGUUUUUGUUGGGGUGGCUCUUAGAGAUCCAUGCUGUGCCCAGAUGCCAAAUACUCUGGUAACGGGUAUGGAUCACAGUGGCUGAAAAUGAAGCAGUGCCUCGACUCUGAGCGUUCCCACGGGAGGGAAGAGACCUUGCUCCUAACAGAGCAACACGAACAUCCUCAGCCUUCGCCUCUGUUGUUGUACCACCAAAACAGAAGAAUUACCCAAUUUCCUCUGAAUUGGAUCAGGAGCUCACUAAUACAGCCAGACAGUCCCCCGGGAAUAGGGCUGGACGCAGCCACACUGCUAGCAGCGUCUCUCUCCACACGAUGUCGAGUGGUCGGGGGGGCUCUGGUCACGUAUGUCCUUGGUGUGGCAUCCCCUUGGCCUUCAAUAAACCUGCAUGUACCUGCUGCCUCCACGCACCGGCACAGUCCUCAGCUGACGUUUUCCAGAGGACAAGCGCUCCCUCCCCACGCUGGGGAGCUCCAGGUAACUUCAGGAGUCAACUGCUCAGUAUUUGGUUCUUUCCUUGCUGCUCGGCUGAGCUCUCCGGUGCCUCAUUUGCAGCAAACCAUCCCUCGGGGGGCUGGUGCUCUUCAGUAUACACUAUUAAAACACUCGGCAAACAUGCAACUGAAUCCAGCUUCAAAAUAUUACUGCAGGAAAAGGAGAACCAUAUAAGCAGAUUAAGGCCAAGAGGUUUGGGUGCCUAAUUUAAUUUCUCUGGACCCUGAGCUUCCCAGAGUAUUUUAUGUUCAAACGCAGCUGCCCUGAAACCUCUACGUAGCCAACGAAGAGGAUGUAAUUCAUAUUGUUCAGAAAUAAAGACCUAGUUUAUCUGACUUGCCUCACAUCCCGGAGGAGCUCUUGUCGGUGGGAGGCCAGGAUCCAUGUCUGGAGAGCGGCAUUCACCCGCCUGAAACCUGAAAACAUCCUUGUCCCACGCAUUGCAGCCCCGCGCUCCCUGGGCACCUUUCAGCUUUGAGACACGAAGCAGAGAGCCAGCAGACACGAGAGCAGACCCUUUUCCAUGCAGACUCGAUUUAUACCUCAGGCAGGUCUACUGGGAACAAACCCAUCUGGAAAAGCUGCGAUGCCAUGCUGUAAUGGGAUGAUGACAUACGACACUCAUGCAUUAGCGAACGGUAGAGAAACGAUGCUUACACAGCCUGCCACUAGCGUUUGCUUCCAGUGCGACUUUGAUAAUUUAAUAAUUAUCCUUUUUGGUUUGAUUUUUUGUUUAAUAUACACAGACAAGUGCUGAAGAGAGAUGAGGCGCUGGUCAGCAGAUUUCACAGACAAAAAUCGCAGAAAACCAGCAACAUGCAGGACUUGACAAGUAUGCUUUAGGGACCACUCUUACACACUCUCCCACCCUGGCCACAGUCCACUCCUGUCCUUUCUAUGCCUCUCCCCUUCUUCUCUCCAAGUCACAGUCCACCAGCAGCCAGGCCCAGUCCCCUUACCCAGCCCGUUGCUUUCCGUCCAAGUCUUCUCAGACCACCGUCCACCAUUUCCCCUUCUCUGUCCUCCCUCCUGCAUGCCAGGCACUCUCUCCUGAUGAUGAUCCACAGCAACAGAAAUAUUUCUCUUGUUUAAAGGAGGGUGGGAUGGGAAUACAUCACCCUGUCAUGAGGUAGCCAGAAGGAUGUAGCUCCUGCACCACAAGUGAUAAGCUAGUGAGCGUGAGAAUAAGCUGAAGGUCACAAAAUGUGGACAUAACGUUUAACGUUCCAUAAACGGAAUAACAAAAUACUUCUGAUUUCUAUGAAGAAAAUGUCUCUAAAAGAAAUCUGCCUCAAUUUCUAGAAAGACACUCUAGAUAUUCUCAGUAAGUUUGUUAAAGGAAAGAACUGUUAAAGGAGCGGGUCCUAACCCAGAACAGUAUCUACAGCAAUACCUUGGUACAUCAGAGCCAUUUGUGACAGGCAGAUGUAACACUGGGUUCUAACUACUUUAUACAGCCCCUUCGGAUUUCUGAGGAUAUCUCAGCGUGUGUAGGCAAGACUCCAUUCCGAUGGAAAUAAGCAGAAACUAAAAAAUGCAUGGUAGUGGCAAGACAUGCCUUUCACCAUGUAGUCACUGGCAGGAAAAACAAAAAGCAAGUCGGGGGUACGUCCCUACUCCCACUCUGCCUUUCCUGCUUCCAUCUCCCCAGAAUGGGUUACACAUGCAGCAGAUUAUUAUCAAUUUUUAGUGUUUCUCUCUCCUUUGCUUAAACAAAACAUGGUUCUUCUGACAUGGCUUUGUAGAAAAAGGUAUCAAUUAAUUUAUUACUGACAAUAACAUCUCACUGGUUGGACUCAUCUCACCAGUUUAACAAACUUCUGCCAGUUUUUGUAGGAAACAGUGUCAUAAUCUAAGUGCAGGCUAAACCAGCGCCUAAUAGUCUGCUGAUCAAAAUACACAAGAAAGGAGGAAAAUCACAGUACGAGCAUCUGCACAGCCUCGUAUUUGUACAAUUACUGAACAAUGCUUAGCCUGCGAGCGAAGGCCGGGAGAGCACACAGCUGUUCCUCCCCUACUCCUCCUCUGCUGCCGAAGGGGGAGCAGAAACAUCAGACACAGCAACUUUUCAAGAUUGACCUAAAGGUAUCUCGGAGAACAAUUACACGAAGGUGCAGAUGUUUAAGUGCGUUGCUGAGCAGCACUUCCAAUGAGCUUCUUCAAUGGCAAGAGCUAUUUAAGGCCAUUUGCAAGUCCCUAAACAGCAGAUUAAAAUUGGUUUUAUGGAAAAUGAUGUCGUUAGCAGUUAUUGUGCUGCUCCCUAUCCUCCCCUAGUGUGAAGUUUUACCGUCACACAUCACAUGGGAGUAAUGUUAGAGAAGUGGUUUCCCUGGCUUCCAAGUUCUUCCAUGUCAAGGCUGAAGCUGAUAGUGGAACUAUGAACGUUCAAGGUUAUCAGCCACAACGAACUUUUCCCGAACUAAGUUUAUCAGAAAAGACUGGGAGUUAUGCUCCAGCUUCAGUUGUAUUUUAAUGGAGUCUCGACACCUAAUUUCCUUUGGAACAAUUUGAAAAUCUCAUCUCAAAAGAGUUUUCAGUGCAUUCGCUUUCCCCAGUGAUUCAUUCUCCUUCACAUAAUUGUACGAAUUGAACUUAUGCAAGGUCUCAGAUCCUUAUCUUCCUCAAGUCAAUAAGAACUGUACUAGUUCUAUAGGUAAUAGUUCAUUUCCACAGCCUUCUUGAACUGCCUUUGAGAAUUUGUACAGGAGACUGCCUCGAUAGACAGAGACUGGGGAAAACGCAGCAGAAAAUGUAACAAAACAAGACAUUACAGACCAGGCACAAGUGCACAUUCUUUCUUUCUAAUCCUUUCCUGUUUUCCUCUCCUGUUUCUUUCUUCUCUUUUCUCUUUAAAAAACUUUAUUCUGUUUUUGCUGGGAUGUACCACUGCCUAAGUUUGUCCUGCGAAGGCCUACGCUGAUCUUUGCCUAGCAAGCAGAAACAAAAAGCUAAAUGAAAACAUUAUCCAUACUUCACUCAUGCCGACAGCCUUUUUUGUUAAUGUAAUUACAAUAAAAAUUCAUACUCUGAGCAAAGAAAUUCUAUAAAAGCAUUUUGAAUAUAUGUCUUAGACAAAGGUUGUGUGAACAAAUUUUUUUAUAUCAUUCCCUAAUUCUGUUCAUCGCCCUAUUCCCUGUGUUUGAUCAAAAUAUACUUUGACUAUAGCACAGCUACUGCACGUUGACUCUCAUUCCCUGCGAAAGACAGCACAUAAUUCUACUUCAAAGUAACGCCGGCGCUGGCGAGCGUCAGGCUGAAGGCACAGCUCUGUCCUUCCUCGCUCUGCUGCGGUAAAGACGACUGUAUCUUGUCUCUAUUAAAGAUCCGCAGCAAGACAAACACUCUGCUUAUCCUGGCAUAAGGAACGUGACCUUAUGUCAAUAAAGGCAAGGAGCCUUUUUCUCCUCUGACACACUGAGAACAGAGCAGCUUCGCAAAUCUUUCACUUGACUCUACACUCACAUUUAUCCAG